AUGUAUGAGAAUAAGGCGAGGCUGAUGUGUACAGCUGAGGGGACUCCUUUUGAUCUUUUUGAAAGGAUUGUGACUAUUUCAGAUGCCCAAAGUAGGGCACCUAGAACCUCAUCAAGGUCAAGGAAAAAUGACGAUUCUGACCUUUGUGUUGAUAAUGAACUCGGGUUUGUAAAAGAUCGCACUAUUAGUAGGUUGACAGAAAUGAACAGCAGUGAGUAUCUGGAGCAACAUGCAGAAAUGAUAGCAGAAAAACAAAAGGAUGAAGACAACAUUAAUAAUAAUAAUAAUAAUAAUAAUGUUGUUCAUGCUCAUGCUCAUGUAGUACAAAGUCGAUAGCAGCAGAAUCAUUCAUUUUCAUCAACAAUUCUUUUUUCUUUUUUUUCAUAAUUUAUGGGGGAAUAAAAUUGAUGGAUGGGAGCAACACUGAAAAGGUGAAAUUGCGAUGCUUUUGGUGUAAUAAUUAAUAUAGUUGGAAUUUGUAAGAUAUGACAUUUCUUUUUGUUGUACUUUUGAA
Messenger RNA from Lactuca virosa, 514 nucleotides. NCBI's taxonomy places the organism in Eukaryota, Viridiplantae, Streptophyta, Magnoliopsida, Asterales, Asteraceae. The record is from the annotation of a GenBank genome assembly.